Messenger RNA from Chlorella variabilis, 639 nucleotides. RefSeq lists its product as hypothetical. Bases 1 to 639 code for a protein of 212 amino acids. The record is from RefSeq and is a predicted model, not a curated record. The transcript is spliced from 6 exons. Gene Ontology annotation, biological process: response to light stimulus; photosynthesis, light harvesting in photosystem I. Gene Ontology annotation, cellular component: membrane. NCBI's taxonomy places the organism in Eukaryota, Viridiplantae, Chlorophyta, Trebouxiophyceae, Chlorellales, Chlorellaceae.
AUGAGCGCCGAGGUGCCAGCCCACCUGAAGGGCAAGGACCUGGCCGGAAACUUCGGCUUCGACCCCCUCAGCCUGGGCAAGGACGAGGCCGCCCUCAAGUGGUACACCCAGGCCGAGCUGCAGAACGGCCGCUGGGCGAUGCUGGGCGUGGCGGGCAUCCUGGUGCAGGAGCUGCUGCACAAGACCGGCCUGGGCGGCAAGGCCGCGGACGUCUACUGGUUCGACGCCGGCAACAACACCUUCUGGGCGCCCAAGGAGACCCUCAUCGCCAUCAGCUUCCUGCUGUUUGCGUGGGCCGAGUGCAACCGCGCGCAGGACUACUUCAAGCCCGGCUCCAACGUGUCUGACCCCUUCGGCAACUCGAUCAAGUAUGUCGAGCUUGGCUACCCCGGCUUUGACCCCCUGUCGUUCACCAAGAACGACUAUGCCGGGUGGAAGCUCAAGGAGAUCAAGAAUGGCCGCCUCGCCAUGCUGGCCUUCCUGGGCUUUGUGGCCCAGCACAACGCGCAGCCCGGCAGCCCCCUGGACCAGUUGGCGGACCACCUGUCCAACCCGUGGAAGAACCACUUUGUCAACAACGGCGUCUCGCUCCCCUUCCUCACCGACACCACCCACAACCUGCUUGGCGGCACGUACUGA